Messenger RNA from Paramecium pentaurelia, 339 nucleotides. The record is from the annotation of a GenBank genome assembly. NCBI's taxonomy places the organism in Eukaryota, Ciliophora, Oligohymenophorea, Peniculida, Parameciidae.
AUGCGUUUUAGGUUGAUUCUAGUUGUUUUUGUUGCUUUAGUUAUGGGCUAUAAUAAAAAGGACUCUUGUUAAAACAUAUAGAAAUUUACAUAUGAUGAAUGGGAUGCUAAAUUAAUGUGUCCGAAUCCUUUAGCUCCAAUUCUAGAAACAUAAAAUAUACCUAAGACAAAGUGUAGUAGAUUUAAACCUAAUUUUGAUUCUUCAAAUAGAAGAUUGAAUACUCAAGAUGUUGAAGAAUUAAGAUAAAAAAUGAAAUAGAAACAAGAAGGAAAUCUAAAAUUUGAUCAUGAUCAACAAUAUAGGCAAUUUAAAGAAUAAUAAAGAAAAGAUGAAUUAUGA